CAGAACAAUCUUCCUAUGGAAGAAUCUGAUGAUUCAAAAACCGAUGUAUCUGUUAUCAGGGAAAGAAUUGAUGAGACAGGGAAGAAUAUAAAGACAGAUGCAUGUUCCGAAAUGGGGAGGAGACGGUUGUUGGGUCCUCCAGGGACCUUGAACACCAUCACACCUUGUGCCGCAUGUAAGCUCUUGAGGAGAAAGUGUGCCGAAGAGUGUCCUUUCUCUCCUUAUUUCUCCCCACAUGAGCCGCACAAAUUUGCCGCCGUUCACAAAGUUUUUGGUGCAAGCAAUGUCUCCAAGAUGUUAAUGGAGGUGCCGGAGAGCCAAAGAGCCGAUGCGGCGAACAGUCUGGUGUAUGAGGCGAACUUGAGGCUAAGAGAUCCGGUUUAUGGCUGCAUGGGUGCAAUCGUGACUUUGCAACAACAAAUGCAGACCUUGCAAGCCGAAUUGAACGCUGUAAGAGCUGAGAUACUGAAAUACAAGUUUAGAGAAGUUACUACUACUUCUAGUCACACUCAGGCUGCUGUGAUUUCUGCUGUUGGGGCGGUACCAAUUGCUGCUCCGUCAUCUCCUCUUCCGCGAACUCCUCCUGUUCCGCCACGGCCUCUUCCUUCCAUUGUUGUCUCAUCAUCUUCCUCAUCUUCCGCAUCUAAUUCUCUGUAUACAUCGUCAACCACAGCAACCGGAUAUAGUAACGUUCCAUAUUUCGACUAA
Molecule: messenger RNA, 708 nt
Organism: Hibiscus syriacus
Lineage: Eukaryota; Viridiplantae; Streptophyta; Magnoliopsida; Malvales; Malvaceae
Product: LOB domain-containing protein 15-like
Exons: 2
Coding region: 16-708 (230 amino acids)
Source: RefSeq, a predicted model, not a curated record